AUGAAUCUAGGGCCGAUAUCUGCUAAAGUUUUAGUCAGACUUAUGUAACAAAAUCCAAAUAUAUCAAAAGUUAUUAUUCCCAAGAAUUAGAUUGGAGACGAAGGUGCCAAAAUAAUUUCUAGAUUUAUCAUGAAAAAUUCUACACUUGUUGCACUUGAUUUAUCAUCAAAUGAAUUAACUUCAUCAGGAGGUUAAGCUAUAUUCAAUGCUUUGGGAUAUAAUAAUUCGAUUAUUGAUGUGAACUUGUCAUCAUUUGAAGGUUUAAACAGAAACACUCUUGGAGCUAAAGGUGUAUAACCACUGAAGACCGUUCUUGCUUAUAAUCUCUAUCUCACAAUUUUAAAUGUUAGUGGGAAUUUCAUUGGAAAUAAGGGUUUGUAAUACAUAUGUGAAGGAUUAUAGCAGGGUUAAAAUCAAACUUUAAUGAAGUUAAAUAUAGCAUUAAAUGAAAUUACUGGAGAUGGGAUUGAGAUUUUAUUCAAAAUAUUUCCCUCAACCAGAAUAAGAGAUUUGAAUUUGGCAAAAAAUCCUUUAAAGAAUAAGGGUAUCAAAUUUAUAGGGGAUUUAUUAGCCAAAGGAGGUCUCGUAUUAGAAUCACUAAAUCUAUAAGAAACACAAUUCACUCAUUAAGGGGCAGUCAGUCUCUAUUCUGGAAUAAAAAGGAAUAAUAAAUUAAAGAAUCUAAUACUUGAUGAUAAUAAUCUUCAAGGAAGAACUCUGAAUGAAUUAUCUCAAGCUUUAUGGACAAAUGCAUCCGUCACUAAACUCUCUUUAGAAAAUUGCUAGCUCUAAGAUAAUGGAUGUCUGUACUUGAUGGAUGGACUCGAGAGAAAUAUGUAUCUCAAGGAUCUAAAUCUUAAAAAGAAUUCUAUUGAGUAAUAAGGGGCAAUUAGAAUAGCUAAGCUUCUUGAGAGCAACUAAAAUAGUUUAUUAAAUCUGAAUCUAUCUGAAAAUAGACUGGGAGAUUUUGGAGGUCUCAUGAUUGCUCGAGCAUUUCAAAAGAAUAAUUGCCUCACUUUUAGUCCUAAAUACUUAACAUAAAUAAACAAACUUUCUCAUGAUAACAUCGCCAAAGCAAGAGGUGAUCAAUGCCCUAUAUAGCAACUUGAGAUAGAAAACCUGAUAAAAACAAAUUAAUAGAUUCAUCAAGUUAAGUUAAACAUCGAGAAGUGUAAAGUUAAAAAGGUCAAGGUAGAGAGUAAAUUUAAAGUUAUCGAUGAUAGAUAUGAGAUGUUAUCUAAAGAUCUAAAGAGUAAAUUUUCAGUGGUGCAGGAGGCUUCUAAUUAGCUGACUAAUAUAUAAAGAGAUUUGGAUUUCUAAGAAUAAAAGGUAGAUGAGAGACAUCUUAAACUUCUGAAUGAGAAUGAGAAGAUGUUUAAAAAUGAGCAGAGAAAAUUCUUUAAGGCCUGUAAAGAAAACGAAAAGACUAUAGAAGAAUUGAGAGAGUGGAGGGAAUAACUUCGAAGACUCAAGUAUGAAAAAAAUCAUGAAAGACAGCAAUUCGUUGGUACCCUAGAGGAUCUUAACAAGAAACUCUAUGGUGCAGAGAUGUCCUACCAGGCAUUAUUCUCAGAAUUAUAGAAGUAAAAAGCAGCUUUGCAAAAAGCAAUAGAGCCAGAGUAAGCAGUCUAGGAAAUUAUGGAAGAAGCUAAAGAGGAGGAGUAAGAUAAAAAGACAAUAAAAAGAUUAAGAGUAAAAAAAGGGAAGAAAUCUGCAAAAAAGGGAGCAAAGCCAAAUAAAGUAUGA
Molecule: messenger RNA, 1746 nt
Organism: Stylonychia lemnae
Lineage: Eukaryota; Ciliophora; Spirotrichea; Sporadotrichida; Oxytrichidae
Source: the annotation of a GenBank genome assembly